UUUCACAAAGUCCGCCUGACACCGUCCGUUUCUGGGGGCCCCCAGACCUUGACGGCGGAUCGCGCUGCUUCCUUUCUCUGAACUUUCUUCUGACAUCUGCAGAACUUCGCAUCUCAAAGGAUCUCUUCAGAUUUUCAUGGGCGAACAUCUGGGCUCUUACAUUUUGUGUUUCUCUUAUUAAAGGCCAGAUCGGUGUGCAGAAAAAAAAAAAAGAUGCAGUUUCGCACUGUCCUUGACGUUAACGUUGUGGACGUGCAGAAAAGAAGGAAUCCCUCCAAACACUACGUCUACCUUAUCAAUGUUACCUACUCAGACUCCAGCUCCCAUGUCAUCUACAGAAGAUACAGCAAAUUCUUUGAGCUGCAGAUGCGAAUCCUUGACAAAUUCCCAAUUGAGGGAGGACAGAAGGAUCCCAAGAAGAGAAUCAUUCCUUUUUUACCAGGUAAAGUUUUGUUUCGCCGUAGUCACAUUAGAGAUGUGGCUGUUAAAAGACUGAAGCAUCUGGAUAACUACUGCAAAGCUCUGAUGAAACUUCCUUCUUUAAUUUCUGAAAGUGAGGAGGUCCUUAAGUUCUUUGAAACCAGAUCAGAGGACCUCAACCCUCCAACAGAAGACAGUGGAGGAUCUGGUAGACGGAAAUCGGGUCUGGAUGCUUCAGACCCCAUGCUCCUGGAACAAUACGUGGUGGUAGCCAAUUACGAGAAACAAGAGCCUGCAGAAAUCAGUCUACAGGCGGGUGAGGUGGUCGACGUCAUUGAGAAGAGUGAGAGUGGUUGGUGGUUUGUCAGCACUGCAGAAGAGCAGGGUUGGGUCCCAGCUACUUAUCUCAACUCUCACAAUGGGACACGGGACGAUUUGGAGCUGGGUGCCUCCAAAGCAGGGGAAGUUACUAAGCGACAUAAGGCUCAUCUGAAGAGGCUGGACCGGAGAUGGACGUUGGGGGGUGUCAUCAGUCGGCAGCAGAGCCGAGAAGAGAAGUACAUCACAGUACAGCCUUACUGCAGCGAGGGAAAAGAUGAAAUUGCUUUUGAGAAAGGAGUCAUUGUUGAAGUCAUUCAGAAGAACCUUGAAGGCUGGUGGUUUAUCAGAUACCAAGAUAAAGAGGGCUGGGCUCCGGCAUCCUACCUCAAGAAAGUGAAGGAUGAUUUGUCUCCACGCAAAAAGACUGUAACAGGCCCAGUCGAGAUCAUCGGCAAUAUCAUGGAGAUCAGCAACUUGCUUAACAAGAAGUCCUUAAGCGAGAAGAACAUGCCAACUGAAGGAGUCCCUGAAAGUCCGCUGGUUGCCAGGAAGGAGAUCAGCUUGCCAAUCCCCUGCACUGAAUCCAGCCCUGUUACUGCCCCACAGGAAGGAAGAAGCAAAAUUGAGCCUGCCUCACCCGCUGUAGCCCGGAUAUCCCCUCAUCGGGUGGAAAUAGGUUCGCCUGUCCUCAAGCAAAAACCUCCCCCUCGGAGAGAUGCAACCCUGGGUUUUCAGUUGCCCUCCCCUCCAGAUCCCCCUGCAGUUGAAGCAGAGUAUUACACCAUUGCAGAUUUCCAGUCAUGCAUAUCAGAUGGCAUCAGUUUUAAUGGUGGACAGAAAGCUGAGGUGAUCGAAAAGAAUUCUGGUGGAUGGUGGUAUGUCCAGAUUGGUGAGAAGGAAGGCUGGGCUCCAUGUUCCUACAUUGACAAACGAAAAAAGCCCAACUUGAAUCGGAGAACAAGCACUCUGUGCCGACCAAAAGUUCCACCCCCGGCUCCACCUGUCAAAAAGCAGGAUUCAGUGGAGACAGCACCUCCAAGCAGUCCAGGGUCUGAGGCCCCAGAGUCUCCUGUGUCUCCUGGGAGGCAAGUUUAUGAAGACCCAGUAUAUGACAUACCUGCCAUUGGAGAUCUGGACCUGGAAUCUGAGUUUGAGUUUCUGAGGGGGGAAAGUUCUCUGAUUGAUUUAAAGAAUGAAGAAACUUCCUCUGAGAAAGGAUCUCAUUUGUCUUCUAAGCCAUCUCCUGCUUCAUCACUCCACAGCGCCUCCUUUAAAUUGGGGGAAUCAUUUGAGGAUGGCCAAGAGGCAGAAGGGGAGCCUGAAGUAGAGGAGUGUAUCUAUGAAAAUGAUGGCUUUCUGUCCUUCAGGGAGACCCCAGAGAGACAGUGCAGCAGAGACUCAAACUCGUCCAAGACAAGUGUUUUGUCAGAAAAUAGCAAGACUGCAAACCAGUCAUCAAGUGGAUGGAGAGCUUCUGGUAACAGGCUCAAGAUUGACUUGAAUGGGAGCCCUACAUCAGUAAAAUCUGAGGACACAUCCAGUCCCAAAUCACUGUCAUCUGAGUCAACCCCAGAUUUGUCCAAAACAAAGAGAGAAAAUGAAGAGAGCAAGAUGAUCUCCUUCAACAAGUCUUCCUCUAAGCUAAGGCCUGUGGUGAGACCUAAGCCACACUUGGCUAAAACAUCUAGUGCAGAAAAGAUGGACAUCAGCACUCUAAGAAAACAGCUACGGCCAACAGGUCAGCUGAAGAAUGGAACCAAAAGUAUAGGUGAAGAUUCUGAGACAGCUUCAGUCAUUUCCUCAGAAGAUUCAUUUUCCUCUCAGAGUACAUCUGAUCUCUCAUCCAUCUACUCCAAAGGCAGCCGGGGAGAGUCUGACAUGGAAGGCUGCAAUCUCUAUCGCACAACUGAUCCAUAUGAGAAAGUUCAAGACUCUGAGCUUAGCUUCCCUGCUGGGGUUGUGGUGGAAGUUCUUGACAAGCAGGAGAGUGGCUGGUGGUAUAUCCGUUGGGGAGAUGCAGAGGGUUGGGCCCCAACAUACUUCUUGGAGCCCGCCAGACAACAAGAUGACAUGGGAGAGUAUGAAUCUUUUGGUACCCCAACUAAACCUGGAAGCCUCAGCAAGUCCAACAGUCUAGAAAAGAAUGAGCAAAGGGUUCGGGUGUUGAACAACAUCAACCAGAAUUUUAAAAAGGUCAUGCCACCCAUUCCUUCUAAACCUCCAGGUGGUCUCUCCAAACCUACAAGCUUUUUCAGUUCAAUUAGACAAAACAGCACCAAGCAGCAGCAGGUUGUCAGACCUCAGUCUGUCUUUAUCUCAGCGCCAAUCAGGGAUAGUUCCAGCCCUGUUGUGUCCCUGAGGAGAAAUGAGUCUCUCAAUUCAACAGGCAACCCACGAGUAAGCCCCACGGUGCGACGCAAUGCUUCUUUCGGUGCUGUGCCUCGUACCCUUCCGUCGAACAACAGGAACAGAUAUGGUACCGGUAGCUCAGAGUCUUUGGGCCUGAGCUCUCCAAUGAACGCCCUUCCAGUGUCCCCAGUGAAACCAAAGCCCCACAUCAUCCAUAAUAACCUUAGGGAGGUGUUCGUCUCUAUUGCAGAUUACCCUGGUGAUGAGGAGACUAUGGGGUUUCCUGAGGGGACAAGUCUGGAGGUUCUGGAAAGAAACCCCAAUGGCUGGUGGUACUGCAAGGUUCUGGACAAUGGCAAGCCAAGGAAAGGAUGGGUUCCCUCUAAUUAUCUUGAAAAGAAGCCCUAGAAAACCCUAUUGAACUGACCUGCAUUAAACAUGCAUGCAAAGUCUUGCAGAUGAAAUGGUUUACUCUAAAAGGCUAAUCCGGUACCUUUAUUAAUACAAGCAGGAAGGCGAUAUUGUAACCAAGCAGGGAUGGAUUACAUGUGGUAAAAGUCAAAGUGCCUAAAAACUUGCAUUAAUGUUUGGGAUUCAGUGAUAUUACUAAAGAUCAGUGAAUUACUGAAUAUUUUCAAAUGUUUACAGUGCCUUCCAAAAAAAUUCACAGGCCUUGAACUUGAUCAUAUUGUGUCAUUUUGCACACACAAGUAUUAUGUUGUGAGUGUAAGUGAUGGACUAAAACAAAACAGUGCAUAGCUAUAAAUAUAAUUAAGUAAGAUGAGUAAGAUUCACUCCACAAAUCUAGCUUUUGCUGCAAAAGGGUAGGGAGUAUACUUUGAUUAUCAUUUAGAGCAGAGUUCUUUCAUAUGGGGGUCGCAAACCCCUAUGCAGCAAGAGCACUUUGUAUGACAAAAUUUCUUGAAUUAAAUUAACUAUCCGUGAUUCUGCACAGGAUGUAACCCCACCACCCCCUACCCCAUCCCUGUUUUUCUCCCUUCACGAAGCUUGUGCACAAUCCUCUGAAGACAAUUCAGAUACCACUCCAGGUAUCUAACAGCCACAUAUAUAACGUCACAGAAGCAGAAACUUACACAAAACUAUGAAAUGCUAAUUAAAAUAAGUGGUUUCUUGUCCAGCAGAACUACAGCCAGUUUGAGUCCAAAGUUGGUGAAAGGCAGUCUAUGAAGCUAUGAAGAUGUGCUCAGAUUUACAUAUGAUAUGGUUCCUAUUUGGUCCCUGCUAUGGUGUAGGUUCCACUUCUCUUCAUAUCUUUUCCCCCUUCUAGGCUGAUAGCUGUCUAUGAGGUGACAUGCAGUGGAGGUAUUGUCACCUUCCCUGGUGCUUCGGCAGUCAUACCAUCAGCUGUUGUGUGUACAUACUCUGUCAUACACAUGCUGAAGGAGCUGCUGCUAAGGAAGGGCUCCGUCCUUUGAUUUUGAUGCCGGAUAAAGUGGCAUUAACACCAGAGAAUUGUGGAAGUAUUCUUUAUCCUUAAUCUUUUGUAAAUGUUUUAAGGCAGAAAUUAGUUUCUCUGGGUUAGAACUCUCUGGGUUCAAAUUGUCAUCAUAGGGGGUGUGUUAAAAUGAUGCAUUCAUGUCACACCUUUCAGAUUGUUAUUACUUUUAAUUUAGGUUCACAGCUUUGCACUACAUUCUAAUAAGAUCCUUUGAUAUUUCCUGUUGUAACGUGACAAAAUGUGAACAAGUUCAAGUAAUAUGGAUUAUUUUGCAUUGCACUGUUCCUGUCUUUAUUAUUCUAGUCUGAACCUUUUUCUGUACAUUUUCAAUGCAUUUCUUAAUAUUCUUAAGAAAUUAUGGCUAACUGCAUGUUUAAAAUGUUUUAUUAUAUCAACAACACCUUUUACUCAUUUUGUGCUAAAGAAAUUUGUUGUUGUCUGAGCUGCUUUAUGUUAGUUACAUCUUGGUGCUGCAUGUUUUUUUUAAUAUAUAUAUAUAUAUCUUUAUACUUUGUUCUGUUUAUAUAAAGCAUUUUAUUAUUUUUUCACAAUGUUGGUCAACAGAAUCUCAGAUUUUCAGUAUUUGUUAACAGCAUUUAUGAAUGAACUUGCACCAUCUUUUUCCUUUUUUCAUUUAUUUUUCUGGCAGCAAUCAAUCUUGCAUCAGUGAAAAAUAAUUUAUUCAUUCCCUAAACUUGCAUUAAAAUAUCACAGCUUUAAACUUUUCUAUCAAAGACAUUGACAUUUUGAAUUUCUGCUGGGCAGUAAAUUUGACAUAACUUUUUUUUUGUUUUGGAUGCUCAUUUCUUGUUUAUUGCAAAAUGUGUGACCAGUUAUAAUAACUGAAGUGCCAAAAACGACUCUAAUAAAUGCACUUUUAAACC
Cyprinodon variegatus (sheepshead minnow) is the source of this 5433-nucleotide messenger RNA. RefSeq names its product SH3 and PX domains 2A (gene sh3pxd2a). The transcript is spliced from 14 exons. NCBI's taxonomy places the organism in Eukaryota, Metazoa, Chordata, Actinopteri, Cyprinodontiformes, Cyprinodontidae. The record is from RefSeq and is a predicted model, not a curated record. Gene Ontology annotation, biological process: superoxide anion generation. Bases 214 to 3498 code for a protein of 1094 amino acids. Gene Ontology annotation, molecular function: protein binding; superoxide-generating NADPH oxidase activator activity; phosphatidylinositol binding.